Molecule: messenger RNA, 312 nt
Organism: Entrophospora sp. SA101
Lineage: Eukaryota; Fungi; Glomeromycota; Glomeromycetes; Entrophosporales; Entrophosporaceae
Source: the annotation of a GenBank genome assembly
AUGAACAUCAAAGAGGAAUGCGAGGCGUUGAUUGAAAUAAUGCAUGUUGACGUUAAUGUAAAUACAGCACCAAUUAAUGAUCCCAAUAUAUUACGCGAAAGACUGGGAACAAUCAAAGAUCCAAAUCGCCUCAAUGGAAAGCACAUUUACAGAAUUAACUUUCGCGAGGUAGCGCAUCGGGUUAGCGAACAAAACGAUAACAUCAUAAACCGUGCUUCUACUCUGUCAUAUCGUCGAUCAGGCCGAGCAGUAAAAGCAAGGUUUAAAGAUAUAGCAAGAAGAACAAAAAAUAUCUUAAGAGCUACGAUAUAA